Messenger RNA from Paramacrobiotus metropolitanus, 1670 nucleotides. RefSeq names its product N-alpha-acetyltransferase 40-like. The record is from RefSeq and is a predicted model, not a curated record. Bases 723 to 1400 code for a protein of 225 amino acids. Gene Ontology annotation, molecular function: histone H2A acetyltransferase activity; protein N-terminal-serine acetyltransferase activity; histone H4 acetyltransferase activity. The transcript has 2 exons. Lineage: Eukaryota; Metazoa; Tardigrada; Eutardigrada; Parachela; Macrobiotidae. Gene Ontology annotation, cellular component: nucleus.
GCUGGUACAAUUGUACAAAACUGUUGCAAACUAGCUGCCGUCAAGUAUUUGCAAUUUUUUAUUCUUUUUAUGCCUGCGCCACAGCUGUUUUAAUUGCUCGUUUUACUGCUUAUUCGGAUUGUAAAUUUCUUCAAUCUUGCAAGCUAGAUUUAGGAACGAUGAGUCACCACUCUGCAGACCAGAAAUUGCAGUGAUUUCUGAAGAUAUCAGCUUUUAAUGUCGAAUCAUAUCCGAUACCUUUGAGUGUUGUUCGAUAUCCGAUACUUCGAAGUUCGAAGCAGCGAGUUUAUCUUUUGCCAUAUGCUGUUACACAGCUGAAGUCAGAUAAUUGUCUAAUAAGUACUUGAUAGAGAAAAAAGGGAAAAUUUUAAAAUGGUCUUUUAAAUAUUGACGACGAACGUGAGUGCGUGCUUCACUGUACUGUUACUCCACCCGCACAUUGUUGCUGUUGUUAGUCGUAUUCCGCAUUUCCGAUUUAUUAUUCUUUUUUUUUGGUGAACGGUUGCAAUGUUCUGGUGGAUCAAGUGGAACCUGCAUAUGGCAGACUAAGGGAAGCACGCUGUGGCUACAUCGACGGGAAUUCUAAUUCAGUAAUUACCGACAAUUGUGAAAUUGCUAAUAGCUUUCAUCAUUAAGAACCUGCGCGACAUUGGGUGGCCUGCCAACAAAAAAUGCCGUAAUCUUCCCUGCGUUAUUGGGACCGCGAUCUUGUUGGCACAUUGAUGGUGCGUGUUCGAAGAAGUCGGUUUCUGAAGGGUGUCCGUUCGGCCAUGGCCAAACGAUUCAGUGGUCGUUUAUACACAGCAGAACGUCGGGUCAGAGAGGCGCAACAUCACAGCGAUCCUUCGUCGUGCUGCAAACCUGAAGUAACCAUCUUCGCCACACCGAAAAACCAUGAAAUCACUUUGGAAUGUCAUUCUGUUAAGCGCCUUAAGGAGAAGGAGCCACACAUUGUCGAAUGGAUGUUUAGUUUAACGGAGCAGAACAUGAAGUCUUUAUACGAGUCGUGCGCAUGGGGCUGGAAUCCAACGGCGAAAUACAAGGAAAUGACAGAAUCUGGUGCGUGGUAUCUCAUCGCCAAAGACUACAAAAAUUCCUCCCUGGCAGGUUUCUGUCAUUUUCGAUUUGUUAUCGAUUACGGCGUAGAAGUGCUCUACUGCUACGAGCUGCAAGUCGAGCAGCAAUACCGUUCUGAAAAAAUUGGCAGCAAAAUUAUGCUCAUGCUGGAAACGAUGUCUGCUCACUGGAAAAUGAAGAAAGUUGUGCUCACUGUGCUACGUCAUAACCCACGAGCGAUUCGUUUUUAUAUGGAUCUGGGAUAUACGUUUGAUGAAACUUCGCCGUCCUGCGAGGAACCCGAACCUCAUUAUAUUUUCAGUAAGCCCACUUUAGCGAACUGAUUAAUCCUGGUAAUGCAUGCUCCCUCUUUAAAUGCAGUUGUAUUGUGUUUUGAUUGCUGUGGCACUCACGUAUGAUGGGCAAAUUUUUGCACAGUCCCAGUUUUCAACGCAGUUGUCUUUAUUCAAAUCGAUGGUUGUAUAGAAUGUGUAACAGAACGACAAUUAAUAAAAAUACACGGUUUAUUCUUCCUGGCCGAUCUUUUUCUUAUGUUGGACUUUCUUUUGCUGAACCCGAUUUUGUCGCUCUGCCUUGGACAAUUUCGCACGAUU